Molecule: messenger RNA, 699 nt
Organism: Erythranthe guttata (spotted monkey flower)
Lineage: Eukaryota; Viridiplantae; Streptophyta; Magnoliopsida; Lamiales; Phrymaceae
Source: RefSeq, a predicted model, not a curated record
AUGGAAUCUUCGAGAUUAUAUGGAAUAUUAUCAGUUUUAUACCCGUUUUAUCACAUUUCGAUAGGAAUCAGUUCUCGUUGCAAUGAUUUAGCAUGGAAGGCGUGGGAUAAACGAAACAAGGAACAUAAAGGGCAAGCGAGCUUAACCCCUCCUGACUUGGUAGACUGGUGCAAAAACUACCUGGCUAUAUUUCGUUCGGCUCAAAUUCACAAGAUCUCUCCACAACGGUAUGCCCACACGAGCACGUGGCAUCCUCCGCCAGUUGGUCCUGUUAAAAUCAAUACGGACGCAGCAGUUUCUUCGGGGAAUCUUUUCUUUUCCGUCGGGAUGGUAGCGAGGAAUGAUGAGGGCCAAUGCAUUUGGUGGAGAGUGAUUAAGUUACCCGGCAACUUACAUCCUGCAGAAUGUGAAGCAACGGCAGCGCUCAAGGCGCUACUCUUGGCGCGAGAAAAAGGGUGGACAAAUGUGGUGGUUGAGGGUGACAAUCUCCAAGUUAUCACAGCUUUGCAACAUGGCGAAAGCGAUUUGUCGUCCUUUGGUUUAUUGAUAGAUGAGUGUUUGCGCCUUUCUCUGGAUAUAGAAUAUUGUUCUUUUAAUUUCGUCAAGCGUACGGGGAAUUUGUUAGCCCACGCUAUUGCUCACUUUGAUUGCAACUUUCUAUCGGAGGGAUUAGUUUUACCCUCGAUCUUGGCUGGUUAG